GGUCAUAUGAAGGCCUAUUAGCUGCGAAUUAUUACUGGUUUAUUGACAACCAUGUAUCAGGAGUUGUCGCAUGUCCUCUUCCGCUGAUGCAGCCGACCCGAGCGACGUGGGAAGACCGCGCGUUGCAAUGGCAUCUACCGAAUCCAAGCCAAAGAGAAACCCGAGGAGGACAGUCAAGGAUCGAUGGGAGGAACAAAAGCUGAUGAGUAGCGAUACUUCACAGCUUAUAGAUUUGGAUAUAGUGAGACUACUUGCGCUACCUGAAGCUUGGGGCUGCCUCGAAGAAGAUGAGAAAAAGGAAAUCUUGAACCUGCUCCCUAGCGAUGUGCAUCCAAAUCCCCAUCUUCCUUCAGAUGGCCCAAAUGCGAAGAUUCCACCGUUGCCAGAAUCCUUCUUACGUUAUUCGAAUCAUUGGCGCGAUGGUAUCCGUAAUUUCCAAUUAGACCUCCAGAAUGGGCGCUACGAUCCGGGGUGGCUUCGCGAAGCUGAAGAAGCUAUACAACAAAGGGCUGAGGGCCAAUUCGAUAACUUCAAAGAUCGCGAAUUCGAAGAGUUUUGGGGUCAAAAACAGAAGAUGGAUAGAAGCCUAGCUGCAGGGCAAAGUUCUCGGGUGAAGCUGAGCAAACUCAUUGAACAUGAAGUUAUUCGAAAAGGCGAUGUCUGGAAAUAUUCCAAAGGCUUCACUAAUAAGGGCUGUAAAAGUAUUUUGGUUGAGAAAGAAGCCAGGAUCGUGGAUAUCAACGAUUUCCGCUUGACGUUCGCUGUCCCUCCUGGGCAACGUGUAUUUCUUGCAACAAAGCCGAAAAGCGACACUCAAAUUCCAGCGACAACCGGGGAUUUAGCUAUUGAUUCAACACCAUCCCCAUCUUUCUCGCCUAAAGAUCCACCCGAGACUGAUUUAGGUCCCACCUUAGAUGCAGAAUGUUUUACAGAGGCUGGAUCCUCUAACAAACGAGACGCUGAUGUUGAAAUCGAAGUUCCACCCAUCAAAAGACGGCGUGGUCGCCCACGCAAGGUCCAGCCGGCUCAGAACGGGAAGACAGUGUGCAGCGUUGUUAUUGAAAAUAAAUCAACACUGUUGGGUCCCAUAAAUGAUGGGGAAUCCCUUAUGAAACUGGAGGAUAGUGACACAGGCUUUGACAACAAGUCUCCAGGUGCCUCCGAACUGAGUCAAAACGGGCCUUCACAAUCUCUGUUGACGGUAAAGGAUGAUACAGAAACCGAAGAGGUAAUUAUCUCAAACGUUCAAGGGCCUACCGCUCUUUCCGCGAAGAUAUUGGAGGUUGAUGGACGUGUCAAAAAUCCCCCCAAUGGUAAUGCUUGGAAAGAGAUCCGCUCUUACAGAGAUAAUCAGGACAUGGGGACCCUUUGGGAGAUCAGACAGGCUUGGUAUGUCAAAAACAAAUAAUCCUGCAGUCUUCCGGGUGGUUUCGUAUGAGCACAUUUCUAUUCUCCAUCUUUCGAUUCUUUUUCUAUGCACAGCUAGAGGUGUCAGAUUAAUUACUUCAUCCACAGCUGUGUCGUUACUAUGGUAGGGUCUAGGUAGGCCCAUAAACGAGUCUUGGGCAGGAUUUAUUUCGUUCUGUCCCUUUCCAUCAUCCGAAAACUAAUUCAUUACAUUAUUACAUUGUACAUAUUAGAGUCCGUCAUUGUUUGACCCAGCCAUCGCAUUUUCAUCUCGUGAUGCUCGGUUGGGGUCUGCAUCAGCGGCAUAGUCGACCGCAAAACUCGAUUGAAUGAAAUCUUCCAAUUC
Molecule: messenger RNA, 1753 nt
Organism: Aspergillus ochraceoroseus IBT 24754
Lineage: Eukaryota; Fungi; Ascomycota; Eurotiomycetes; Eurotiales; Aspergillaceae
Exons: 3
Coding region: 71-1408 (445 amino acids)
Source: RefSeq, a predicted model, not a curated record